Acanthosepion pharaonis is the source of this 483-nucleotide messenger RNA. NCBI's taxonomy places the organism in Eukaryota, Metazoa, Mollusca, Cephalopoda, Sepiida, Sepiidae. The record is from the annotation of a GenBank genome assembly.
AUGAUUUUCUUUUUAUUCGUGUCUUUUAUUCUUCUCUUUUUCUGCUUUUUUUUUCUUUUUUGUCUUCUUUUCUUUUUUCUUCUUUUCUUUCUACUCCUUUUCUAUUUCUUCCUUCUAUUUUCUUUCUUUUUCUUAACUUUUCUUCUUUUUUUCAUUUUAUCUUCUUCUUUUCCUCGUAUUUUUCUUCACUUUUUUCUCAUUUUCUUUUGGUUUUUUCUUCGUCUUUCUGUUUGCUUCUCUUCUUCUUUCUUUUUCAUCUUUAAAGAAUCGAAAAGAGAACGUGCAAAAAAAAAGAGAGAAAAAAAUAAUCUUUUUCGUCUCUUUUUCGACCUUUCUUUUUUCUUCUUCUUCUCUUUUUGUUCUUCAUUUUUCUCUUCACUUUUUCUUCUUUUCUUCUCUUUUUUCUUCAUUUAUUUCUCUUUUUCCUUUUUCUUCUUUCUUUAUUCUUAUUCUUUUUUUUUCCGUUUUUGUUUCACUUUUUAA